This is a messenger RNA of Purpureocillium lilacinum, 738 nucleotides long. RefSeq lists its product as uncharacterized. The record is from RefSeq and is a predicted model, not a curated record. NCBI's taxonomy places the organism in Eukaryota, Fungi, Ascomycota, Sordariomycetes, Hypocreales, Ophiocordycipitaceae.
AUGACAUCCCAAGCUGCGCUCAACCCGGACGAGCAGCCCGACGACACCGUCGAGCCCGCCACGCUCGUCCUCCAGGGCCAGUCCAUCCUCGAGGGCAAGUCGACGGCAUACCACAUGGACCAAGGCGUGACGUCCCCGCAAAAGAGCUCCAUCGCGUUUGAGCGCAUCCCGCCCGACGCCCAGCCCCAGCACCUCUACUACCUCGUCCACCCGCCGCACGCGCACUACCGCACCGACAAGCCCGCAUACUACACGACCGCCGUCGCCGCGCCCCCCGCCCUCGGCAACAUGCGCCUCGCGCCGUGCAAGCCGUCGCUGCCGCUGCUGCAGCGACAGUCCUUUGACGGGGUGCUGAGCCCCGGCCGGACAGCGUCGCAUGACCCGCUCUUCGCCGAUGCCGCCGCGGAGCUGCCGGUGUUUCGGGCCCGGGCGGGCCGCUGGAUGGCGGGUGGGGGCCGGUACACGUGGACGGACGAGCACGGCCAGACGGUUGCGGAGGAGACGACGGGGCGAGAGGGGCAGGGGGAAAGCAGCCUGGUGGUGAGGGCGCGGAUGGGGCGGGCGCGGAGGGAUGCGCUGGUGGCGCUGUGGGUGCUGAGGGUGUGGCACGACGGGGCGGAGAGCAGGGGCGCGAAGAGAGCGGAGCUGGAGCGGAUGACGCCGCUGCAGAAUGUCAGUGUGGAUGGCAAGAUGGGGAAGCGGACGGCGGCGCUGGGUGGGCUGGCUGCGGGGGGCUGA